Molecule: messenger RNA, 711 nt
Organism: Cyphellophora europaea CBS 101466
Lineage: Eukaryota; Fungi; Ascomycota; Eurotiomycetes; Chaetothyriales; Cyphellophoraceae
Exons: 2
Coding region: 1-711 (236 amino acids)
Source: RefSeq, a predicted model, not a curated record
AUGCUCAAAAAGGGCUCCCAUCCUCUGAUUCUACUCCUCGGCCUAGCUGUGUCUUCAGCAGCAGCUCAGAUCUGCUAUGGCCGGCAGGGUGUUCAGGUCCAGGGUUUGGUCGCCUGCAACCCUGGCGGAGGCUGCUGCGCAAAGGGAGACAUCUUAACCACGGGCAACGGUAUCCAAGUUUGCCCCGGGACCGGACGGUACUGCUGCUACGGCUAUACAGGUUGCGCAUGCGAUGAUCCCGUGAGUGCGGUCAGCAUCGCCGCCGGAACAAUCGUCACUACUAUCUCCUGGGACUAUACAACGCCGCUUACGAGCUCAACUACAAGCUCUCCUUCCUCGCAAAUCACAAACCCACCUCCCACCACUGUCCCAUCUUCCAACGAGACACCCGUCGCUACCACCGAUGCCACACACCGAUCAUCCAGCUCCUCCAGCCUAUCCACCAGCGCACGCGUCGGUGUCGGCGUCGGAGUCGCCCUCGCCGGCCUCCUCCUCGCCGGCGCCCUAACCGCCCUAUUCGUGCACCGCCGACGACGCCGCAGCGCAUGGCCCACAACGCGCAACCGCGCCGAACUUCACUACUACGGCACCGAGCACAAGAAACUUCCCCAUGAGCUGGACGGUAAGCGUCCCACACAGGAGUUGCAUGGCCACUCUAUCCAGUGGCGCACACCCAGCGGGCCGGUGGAGGCGCCAUCGUCGGGUUUAUAG